Messenger RNA from Platichthys flesus (European flounder), 5036 nucleotides. It is a transcript of the gene lta, whose product is annotated as lymphotoxin alpha (TNF superfamily, member 1). Gene Ontology annotation, cellular component: membrane. Lineage: Eukaryota; Metazoa; Chordata; Actinopteri; Pleuronectiformes; Pleuronectidae. Gene Ontology annotation, molecular function: tumor necrosis factor receptor binding. The transcript has 6 exons. The coding region runs from base 2785 to 3402 and encodes 205 amino acids. The record is from RefSeq and is a predicted model, not a curated record. Gene Ontology annotation, biological process: immune response.
ACCCUUUUCAAUGUCAGUACGAAGAAGCACAUGUAGCUUGAGCUGAAGACACAUAUCUCUGUGAAGGAGGAAUCAUCCACCUCCCCACAGUAAAGACCUGGGGAUUUCCCAUCCUGCCACUGAACAGAAGUACCUGUCACAUAAAGGAUUAUUCAUUAACGAUUGUGUAUUUUGUCUCCAACAACACUUAGAUGUUUUCCUUUUUCCUCUGCCAAGAAAAGUAUUGGUUCAUUGAGACUCUGUGAAAGUAAGGAUCAGGUCCAUAAACAUCAAUCAUUUUUGCAACCUUGUGAUUUUAUUUGAUAUAUUACAGAUUUAGAUUCUUCUUCACACAGUUUCUCAUCACUUGUUCCUCGUACAGAUUUACUCACAGUGAGUGACAUGUGGUAAAUAUAAAAUCAGGUGACCAGCAGCAGGUUUGUGUUCAUCCAGUUGUUUAAACAGUGUCUAACAUUCCACUAUCCUCUUUGUAACGUUUUGUAAAAAUCACAGCGUAAUUGUUGUGUUUACUUUCUGCUUCGUCUCAUAACGAUAACACAUCUCAACUGAUGUUGUUUUAACAAACACAACAUGAUCACUUAGCAACACAACUAUUUGUCAGGUAAGCUAAAAGGAAAGUCAUUCUCGUGGAGGUGAAAACAGUCCAACAGAUGACAUUAGAAAUCAGAAAGUGAACUUCCCUGUUCAGACUGGUUUCCCUUAGUUGGUCUCUGCUUGGUGAACUGAACUCAGUCUCAUCUGAUCCUUGUCUUCAUGCACUGUUUGGACGUGUGGGUCCACAUGUGAUGAGAAAGUGUUCAGAUCUUUUACUGAGGCAGUGGACUCAAUAAAGUCAGUCCGUCCUUCCAUUCUAUUCUCUGUCCAUCCAUCCGUCUACUACAAUAAACGUUUAAUAACAUUCAGCAUCCUAAAGAAAUAUAGAAGUAUUAUCAAUUACUUGAAGUAUCAUUAGCAAAAGACUCAGUACAGUUACUCAGCUGCUCUGUGUAGUGUCAACUUCGACACUGUUUAAUUGAUAAUACAAAUGCAUUUUGCCAUUGAAGUAUAGCUAAUUCUAAAUAUCCCCUAUGGUUUCCCAUGAUGCCACUUUACAGAACAAACAGGACAGAUUCCUUUGUGAAUGAUGAUGAAUGAUGUCCUCUCACUAACAAACUCAGCUGCGCUCAAUCUGCUGGAGUUUCCAUACACACCCUCAAAGAAACAUAACAAAUGAAAGUGGCUUUAUUCAGUAACUCACUGAUCUAUUUCAUUAGAAUAAAGGGCUUUAGUUUCUAAUCAAUAUUUCCAGUAAAAAUGUCUCUCCCGCUGAGGGAGGGUUGAAUUUCAAGAGCAACAUCAGCUCACCUAGAAUUAAUAUAUCAUCAUCUCACCAACAACACGUUUGUUGUUUUACAUAGUAACUAAUAUCCCAGUCACUUUUAACUUCCUUUACCCGCCACUUUGCUCCGAGUCAUCCUGAUUGUGUCAUUCCCGUACACUCACACCGAGCUGUCGUAAAUAAAGCUUGGUCACAUAGCAACACAAUUAUUUGGCAGAUAAGCUAAAGGGCAGGACAUUCUUGUGGAGAUAGAAAAUCAAAUGCACGACAGCAGAACAACAGAAAACAGAAUCAUGAAAUCCCCUCUUCAGUUUUGUCGGACUGGUUUCACUUCAUUGCUCUUGCUUCAGUGUCAUUGGAUCCUUAUGUACAUCCACUGUUUAGAUUCAAACUGAACUGACCCUUUUACCAGAGCCACAAUAUAUAAAGAAAUAAGUAAACAUUCAACCAUCCUGAUGUAGUAUUAAUGCAGAGGUCAUAUCAUCAAGAUCUACGCAAAAAUACAUCAUAUACAACAUUUUGGAUUGAUGAUAAUAAUACACCAAUGUGAAAGCAGCGUUUUACUGUUGUUGCUGUUUGAAUUGGGAAUUAAAUCCAUUGGUUCUGAAUCUUUUGGAGUCGCGACCCACCCAGUAGAACCAGGCCAGGCACCCAACUGUUUUGUGAGUGUAUUUCAUGAAGGACAGGGUGCAUUCUGCAAUUGUACUCCCCUCUGACCGGGGACCAUGUUGUUUGAAUUUGAGCAGGAUUCACAACAGUGAAAAUGUGUUUGUUCCCUUAUCGUCCUGUGGGGAGAGCACCCCACAGCCCACAUCUAGCCUUCUAACUCUCUUGCCAUGUAUGUGGGUGUGUGCUUGUGUGUGCUUGUGUGUGUUUGUGUGUGUGUGUGCUUGUUUGUGCAUGUGUGCUUGAUAGAAAUAAGGUGGGAGAGAGUUGGUGACAUUUACAGUAUCCAGGAGCACAGGCUAGUUGGUUGGGGAUGCCCCCACCAUGCGUGGAUUGUGAAACCAGAACCAGUAAAACGAAAAAGGAAAUUGACCCUCUCACUCUCUCUCUCGUCUCUCGUCUCUCUGUCUGUCUCACACAGGCAUUCUUCUAAACCAAAUAUCAACUUUCGCUACUGUUUUCAGAGCAAGCUUUCAUUUUCCAAACAGCAUCUUCACUCCAUCAAUCGUUAAAAAGCAAAAGUCUUAUCUCUCUUCGGUAAAAGUCGGAGAAAACAUUUUUUUGGCCAAAUUAUACGAAACUAAAUGUUGGUUUUGUGAAUCAAUCAAAUGAUUCACACAGGUCUGUGGUGCUGCUCAGCUUCAUCCGGCCUGCAAUGCACUUUGUUGUCCACAUGUUGAGCCACCUACGCUGCAGCCGCCUCCCUCCUCUCUAUAACCACACAGAUCAAAUCCUCUCAUCUUCACUGUGAGCCCAAGAGAAAGGGAAAACCCUGUCAACCUGACCUGUCUCUCAGAGAGAUGCAGCAGAUGAAUCUGGACUCUGAGGGUGCAACACACAGCGGGAUGGAGGGUCACUCGAGGUCCUCUCACAAGUACCUGCUGCUCCAGGUGUGGUGUGGUCUCCUCACGGUGGCUGUGGUGGUCAUGGCCGUGUUUCUGUCGUCGAUCAAAUCAAAGUCCCCCGAGGACACAGUCUCGACAUUGAAGCCAGACAACGUCAUUCCGACAGUCAACACUUCACCUUUGAAGUCAGACGGAUCUUCUCCCUCAUUCAUCCAGCUGAUCAAGACUCUGAAAAAUUCUUGGGAGGAAUCCCCUGGAUGUGUGUCCUGCUCUCUCGUCCUGAGCAACGGCUCCAUCCACUUCAAGAAAACCAGCCUCUAUCUCAUCUACGCCCAGGUCAACUUCAGCGAGCGCAAAAACAAAACUCAGGCCCAGUCUGUGAUUUUGAGAAGAGAGGCCACGUUCGGUAAGAACAUGAGGAAACUGGUUGAGGGAACCUUCCCCAGUACGACAGAGGGUUCUGUGUGGGUGGCCAAGAUUGUCAAUCUCAAGGAGGGAGACAUAGUGAGCUUAGACAUCCCAGAUAAUCAUAGACUAGAGGGCACAUUCUGGGGAGCUUAUCAACUCCUUUAGCACUGCAGGUCUCUUGAGUCUGCUUCUAUACAAGAGGAAAUAUUCUUCCUUGGACUGGUAUGAUGAUCGUAGGCCUAUACCAGCAUUUAUCAACAGGAGUGGAUCAUCACCUGGAUUUUUAUUUAGUUACUUUGUUAUUUAACUUUGAUAAUUUUAUACCAGAAAAUAUGCAAAAUCACAGAAUUCUGUCAUGUUCAACAAUAUGUGAAUCUUAUUUUUACAGGGAAGUUACGCCUUUUAAUCAUCUGAAACACUAAAAUGCUAAAAAAGCUCCAUCAGGCAUUUUGCAGGAUGUUUGCGCUCUAUCUAAGGCUAGUUCCAUAUAUUACGUUUUACACCAGAAGUGGUCGUGGCCUUCGCUGAAGAAAAACCACGGGCAUGAGCCUGGGCUACCGGUGUGGAACGCAACAUGGAAAAUAAGUGUUACUAAGCCUGUUGUUUACGAGUGUCAGAGACGAGCUAUCAUUCAAGCAAUUCCUAUUUACAGGGCCACACACAUACCCAAUGAGUGAUCAAUCCUGUGUUAUCUGAACUAGGGCCCGGUCACAGAUACGCCAAGGAAUCAGAGGCAAACCUUCGCCUCUGUCAACGUGUUCGUUUAUCCCAAAUAUGAGAAGAGCCGGUCUGGUCUAAUUCAACAAGUAUUUAUUAAGAAGCAAUGAAAAGUUAACAGCAUAGCUAUGGGCACUCAUAACAGCAGAACGGACAGCGUUUGUAAUCUUUCACAACAAUCGGUAGAACAGGAUUGAUAAAUAACGAGGGGAAGUCCUCCUUGAUGGAACCAUUAUCCCGGGUUUGAAUCAGGGAAUGACGAGGAGCCGCACCUUCGACCGUUAGCUGGGAAAAUCUUCAUAUCAUGACAGUGCGAUUUUGUGUUUUGAGAAAAAGGUUUUGUGUCGGCUGAGGCCUUGUGAGUCUUCUGUAAACAUGCGCAAUCUAAAAAAAGUUAUACAUGAGAACAAGUUAAAGUGCAGUGUAUUGAAUGUCACAGAUUCAAAGUUACCACAACAGGCAUCAUCAGACAGGUGCAAGAUUGAACAGUGAUGUGACGCAUACAAAUUUUAACCAACUUCAAGAUUAACACCAAGGUUACUAAAAGUUAACGAUGUGAGGGCCACAUAUUCAGCCCAAACUGCCCCAGCCCCCGUAAGAGUACAGUUCCAUAAACAUCUUCACAGACACACACACACACAGGCAACGCCUCCCAUGAUAUUCCCUUUUAUAAUGGCCUUUGUGUGACUGUGCCUUAAAUCAAAACACUCUGGAGGACAGAGAAGGUUUUGGUGUUAAAAUGCUCUUUUCAAACGAACAGAGAGUAUCAUGGAUGUAGCCUGAGAUCUUCUUACACAAGGUCACAUCCUCACAUUCUCUGAGCUUUGGUUGAAAACCUCUUGAAAACGAAAUUAACUGGAUCUGUGCAAUGUUAGUAGAGCCGUUACUUUUACCUGCUGGUUUCCAGUGUUGAGAUUUGUGUGAUAUUGUAGUUUUCUAAGAUGUCUGCGUUUCAAUGAAUGGAAUACUGUGAUUGUAAUGGUCUAAUGUGAGACUGCUUUGUGUUUAACUUAUGAAAUGUGAUAUUAUAAUGUGAUGGUUUAUUUCUGAGGUGUUGCCUGUAAUAAAUGUAUUUAAAAAUC